Messenger RNA from Mycena indigotica, 1845 nucleotides. RefSeq names its product MYND-type domain-containing protein. Lineage: Eukaryota; Fungi; Basidiomycota; Agaricomycetes; Agaricales; Mycenaceae. The record is from RefSeq and is a predicted model, not a curated record. The transcript is spliced from 5 exons. Bases 1 to 1845 code for a protein of 614 amino acids.
AUGGCCACUCUCCACCCCGACCUUCGUCUUGAGAAACUCAGGAGUCUUCCUCGCGAUAUUCAGAGCACCUUGAAUGCAGUUUGUCGUCUAGACUGUUCACGAGUGGAAGUCAAUCGAAUAUCACGAUUAAUCGCUCACCCUCCUUCACGGGAUGUAGAAGGUGCCUUGCCAGCAGUAUACUUUCAAAUUUUAGACCCAGAACGUAUUCCUUCCACAUCUGAAGAGCUGGAGCACAUCCUCGAGGACAUCAACAUGACUCUUCCCGUUGUUUCCAAAGCCCUCAGUGGCUUCUACAACCGUCGACUGGGUGUUCCUGAAGGGACUGAAGAGGACGUCUGGCAUAGAGUGUUCGCGUGGGUCAAAUUCCUUACAACACACCACCAGCAAGUUGUCUCUCGUGUGCUGAUAGAACAACCUAAUCAGCCUACUAUCCUAAUGGACGCAGAAAUUAUCGCUUUUGACUUCAUCAAAUUUACUCAUGACGUUUCACUUGACCGCCAACCCCCUUUUUUCGCUGAACAACCUGGAUUUCUCUCUUUGCUUUUUCGUUCAUGGCCGCGAUUAAUCGCACUCUCGUACGACGACCCUAUAAAGAUGGGUUAUUCGUCAUCAUUCGCUCGCUUCUUCACCGCAAGCAAGAUAAACAAACCUCAAUUAGAAGAAAUCCUCUCUGGAGUCGGAAGCAUUGAUGUGCUAGGGAAACUUGUGGUCCAAUAUGCGCGUUCAGUGACCGGUGCUAUGAUAGCCUUCGGAUCAGAGCUUUAUGUCGACACGAUGCUAGACCUGGUUCGCAGAGUCAACAAACUGACAAAGCCUCAACUUGCGACUGAGGUGUCGUCGUUGUAUCAAUCCCUCACUCGAAACGGUUUUCCCUCCGCUCUGUCUCGUGUUAUUCACAAACUGGUGACAAUACCAGAAUUCGGACAUCGUGGUACUCUCGAGAAUCCACUUGGGUACAAGGAACGCACCAUGAAGAAAGGAUUGGGCUUCUUAGCUGAUCUCCUCACAACCCCUUUCCUCUAUCCCCGCGACGUUGCAGAGUGCAUUCGUGAAGACAUGCUUGUGGAUAUGCUUGAAUACGCACAGCUCGAUGGCCCCUUGUGCAACUCAUUGCAGCAGGAACUUUGCAAACUGUUAGACGACGUCUUAACGCCUGCAACUGCUUACUACACCGUUUUGGCAUCAGUCGAAAAAGUCCUAGAGCAGGCAGCCGACCGUCUCGCGUUGGAAAAGUUCCAUAAUCCUCACUUCCGCUUAUCCUGGCAACGUUUCAUUGCAGCUGUAGAAGAACGCUCUGUCUUGAAGCGCCAGUUCGAGCAACGAGAUCCGACGCAAGCCGUCUGCGACAAUUGCUGGAAGAUUCGAGACAAAUCAUGCCUUCGACGAUGUGGCAAGUGUCGCUCACUAAAAUACUGCUCCGUCGAGUGCCAGAAGGAGGACUGGGGGCGACGUGGUCACAAGCAUAACUGUAUGGCAUAUAAGGGUCUCCGCGAGGAUUUGCAUAGCGCAUUCGGUCGGCGUGAAAUCGCUUUCUUGCGUUUUGUAGCGCAUUCGCGGUUCAUUCGCCAACGCAGCUUGCUGGAACCAUCGUCCACUCCGAACAUCGACUCGGUGACCAUAAUCGGGCUGACCGGCGAUCAAGAACCCGUUGUAAAACCCCUCACUGAUGAAUUUGUGCAAAGUUUGGUUUCAGACGACCCCCUCAUCGAAGACAAGAUCACCCGCGCGCGUAGAAGCAACGGCCUGACCAAUCUGUGUGUCCUUCACCUGGAUUUCAAGGGUUCGACUCCGUCGGAGGUAAAUCAGCUCGUUGUGGAAGUCUAUGAGGGAUUGUGGCAAGUUUAG